Racocetra persica is the source of this 290-nucleotide messenger RNA. The record is from the annotation of a GenBank genome assembly. Lineage: Eukaryota; Fungi; Glomeromycota; Glomeromycetes; Diversisporales; Gigasporaceae.
GGAGAAAAUGCACUUCAACCGAUACAACUACCAGAACUUGGAGAAGGUCUAGUACCAUCACUACUCCAAGUAUCACUAGCCCUCCAGGAAAUACUCCAACGGCUGCCUCGAUAACACGUACUACUCCGACCACGAAUAACAUUACAUCACCAACUACAAACCAAGAACCUACUUCAUCUUAUGAACCGUUCUUACAUUCAAGUGUAGGUAAUGUUAAGAGUAGUCGUUUUAGAGAUAUUGAAUUGUGGGCUAGUAUAGGGUCUUCGAUUGUUGUUAUGUGGUUGUUAUAG